UUUUUUGGUUAGAUUAUAUAUUGACUUCAUUAGGUAGAUUGGUAUUUACUUGUUUGGAUUGUUAACUGAAGUAGUUAGCCUAAAAUCGGCAAGACGAAAGUCCGAUGUAUUGUAGUCACCGAUACAGCGCCGUUUCGUGUGCCUAAUACGAUUUAGAUAGAAAACAAAACCAGUCCAAGUAAUACCUGUAUAAUCCUGAAAUAUUACACUAGACAUCAUGAAUUCCAAAUCAACAUCACUGAUGAUAUUCAAUCGCCUUUUGUUACUUUCGUUUGUAAGUAUACACCUUUAUUAAACCUAACUCCUAAAAAUCUAUCACUCGAUUUUGAGCGAAUAUUUAUUCGGUGAUAGAGAUCUUUUAUGCUACCUUCUCUUCUCCUUUGGUUUCUCCACCCAUUGCUUUGCUAAAUAAAUUACUCUCCAUUUUUCACUAUUUUUUCCACUGCGUACUUGAAUCGAAUUUUUCCUCGAUGUAUUCAGGGAGAAUGGAAGCGUUGUUUUUCCGUCUUUGUGCGGUACAUAGGAAUUUAGAGGUGUUGUCAUUCUUUAGUUCAUCGUAAUGAGCUCAAAAAAGUGGGAAAGUCGAUCUCAGGUGGACUUGACGACAGAUUCAAAUCAGUUUUCAGAAUUCUUAUUGUUUCUUUAGAUCUCUCAGAUCAAUAAGUACGUUGCACAGCGGCCAGAAAUGUAACUUAGGGCGGACAUAAUGGGCAAACAAAACGUAAUUUACGGAUUAAGUAUUUAAUAUAUGGUAUUCUAUCUACAUAAUGUAUAUGUUAUAUUAUAAACAUUAAUAGCUUCCUGAUAUUUAUAUCAGCAAUAACUACGUCAAAACCCAAUAUUUUAUACAACUUACGUUAAUCUUCUGUCCAUUCUCAUUAAAUACUCACAAAAAUAUUAAAGUAUACAGUAUAUUAUAAUUAUUAGAAUCUUUAAUACUGAUUAACGUAAAACCAGACGGGAUUCUAGAAACAGACAUAAUUAUAAAUACUAUUGGAAGAGGUUCUUGUAACACUAAGCAAUUUAUUAAUUUUUUUAGAUAAUUUGGACUUGGGUAUUUGUAAAAUUAAAAACAUUAUAUUUAUUUUUGGAAUUAUUUAAUUUUAUUUGUAUUCAAAAAAUGUUUAAAAUCGAAUUGAAUUGAAGUAACUUGUUUUAUUUUUUUAUGUCCAAUUUAGUUAAGCCACAGCCAUUUUUUUUUCAUUUUGCUAUAAGUCCCUUAUAAAGUUAUUUUGUUUAAAAUAAAAAUCGUAACACUAGUCACUUGUUUGUGCAGAUUAGGUCAGUUUAAGGUUACCUAAAAACUUACCCACCCGGGCCUUAAGAGCCUCAGUUCGCCUUUGGACGCCAUUGACUUGCGAGAUUUUUUUUAGCAUUUUUUUUUCUACACUUCUAUACUCUAACAUGGGUUAAGGUGUUUCAGUGUUCAUGGUUUGAGUUCACUAUAUUGCAGCGUUAGGAAAAUUCCUCUUUCGUUCUCGUUUCGCGUUAAUACUGCAAAAAAGGAACUAGUUCUCGUUCCUCGUUCCUUAAAAAAAGAAACUCGUUCCUUUAAGCGUUCGUUUUUUUUUUUUAUGAAUACGCAUAUUUCAUACCUAUUUGUAAAAAAAGAUACAGGGGAUAGGAAGUUGAAAAGGUAGGCUAACUGACAUUGGAAACUAUUCUUACUUAUAAGAAUCCAAAUGUUUAAAAUCCCAAAUCCUAAUAAAUUAAGUAAAAUUAAUUUCCUAGUUCCUACCCUAAAAAAUGAAAAAACAUAUUACUCAAAAGGUUGAUGCAAAUUACUUGAUAAUUUGACGUUUAUCAUUAUAAAAUUAGUUAUAUAGUUAUGAUUUUAAACCAUUAUCACGAAGGUACCGUUUAUAUCACGGUUAUAUAUAACUAAAUUAGUAACUGACGAAGUGAUAUCAACACUAAAAAAUUUCUAAAUAAUAUUGUCACUAAAAUAACAUGCGUUUCAUUUUUUUUUCCUAAUAGAAGGAACGGAAAUUUCACGUUCCCCAUAAAUAGGAACUCUUUCCCGUUCUUCGUUCCUAUAUUUGAAAAGGAACGCGUUCCUUCCCAACACUGCUACAUUGUCCAUGCCAGUUGCCCAAGUUCGUUCUACGGUUUUGCAUAUGUGUAUCCACAUUAGUAUUCGCUCGUGAGGUGGUUAGAUUAUAUUGUUAUAUUAUUCGCGUGAAUUACGGGUGUCUUGAUUUUCAUUUCUUUCAUUCUUCAUUAUUGCUAUUAUCAUAAUACUGUAUGAUGAUUAUGUGAACAACAAUAAUGAAAAAAUUCAACCUUUAAAAUAAUAAUAAUAAUAAUAAUGCCAAUGAUUACGCGCAGGUUUACUCGUUGUCGAUUGCCGCGAAUGCGCCGGAUUCUGAUUUGCCGUUUGAGUUCAACUACGAUAGAGGAUCCACCGUUAUCGAUCACAACGUAUUGACCAAGGCGGUGUCCAGCGACGGCCAAACCGUGUUUAAAACGAAUAGCCCGCAGCCGAUAAAGAAAUAUCAACAGACGAGUAUCAAUAACGGAAAAACGUCGCCGACUAAUCGCGAAGAAACACAACAAAAACAACAACAGCAACAGCAACAGCAACAGCAGCAACAACAACAACAACAACAAAAACAACAACAACAACAACAACAACAACAACAACAACAACAAAAACGACCGCAAGAAACACAAGACAACAAUAAUAAUAAUUUCGCGUACUCGUACCACUACAGUACUCCGGGCGCGGCGAAUACCGUUAGUACGUUGGGUAAUCCUGCAAUGAACCAGUGGAGUAUUUUCGACAAUCUGAGCAGGUAUGUAUACGGACGAAUUAAAUAUAUACUCGCGAAAUAUUUGUGAUAAAUCACGGAGAAUAUAUUUUUGAAAAAUUCCCUUUUUAAUUUGUUGCGUGUUAGUUAUUAUAAGAACUCGGAAGUUAUAGGAGUUGCAUAUAUUUCUGUAUGUACUGGAUUUAUAGCAGAUCAAGCUGGAAAUUCUUUCCAUACAAUAGGGAGUUUAAUAAUCGUGCAUAUUUUACAUAUUUCGUUAGUUUUAGAAAAAAAGUGCAUAUUUCAACGACUAUUAUGCAUAUUAGGCAUAUUUAAUAUUUGCUAAAAAAAUAUAUAUUUUUUUUCUUAACCAAUGUGUUUUAAAUAAUAUUGAAUAAAAAACUCAAUAUUAUUUAACGUAGUUAUUUAUUGUUAUUUAUUAUCGUCUCAGUCUAUUAUUAAUUUAACGACAAUGGUGCGAUUCGCAUUUAAUCUUUUUUAUGCAUAUUAAUAAUGAUAUUAUAUUGUUUUUGAAUAAUAAACUUUGAAUAAUUUUUUGCUCAUUAUUUAUUACAUUUUUUUCAUGCAUAUUUUACAAUUUUUUCGUGCGUAUUUUGCCUUUUUUUAGCUCCUAUAACUCCCACGCCCUAAUUAUUGUAUAAAAUAUAAUUCAUGAUAUAACACAAAACACCUACUUUGUUCACACCGGGUACUGUCAAAUUUGUCCAUCCAACUUGUAGACAUAAGCGGAGGAAACUAUUAUAGAGUACCGCGGGCAUUUGAAAGACUAGAACUUUACUGAUUUUUUUUUAUAUAAAACAACAAACGCGUCAAAUACGUUUGUUUGUAUAAAUAGGAAUUAAAAUCAUGCAGAAUAAUUCAGUAGCGGUAUUAUAAUUUCGAAUUUUAUAUGAACGCCAAUAUCAAAUCUUUUUUUAACGGAAUUGUCGAAAAAUGAAUAAAAAAGAAAAACGUUCAAAAUCACAUUAAAAUAAAUUUAAAAAUACUUAGUCCCUUGAUGGCAUGGGUAUCUUCUGCAUGACCGUAACACGUUUGGGCAUAUAAACGCAUAACUUGUGUAGGCACCUCAGUGAUGUAUACAAAUGUUAGAUAUCCGUCUUUGAAAUGCAUGAUUUAUGAUAUAUCAACUCAAUAAAGAUGUUGUAAAACAUUUAUCACUAAUUGGUCCAAGAAAAAUUGGUAAAAAUAUGAAAUAAUCGUAUCAAAAUGAAAGUAAAUAAUAUGCAAAAUAUAAACACGAUGUACCAAGAUAAAUAAUAAUUUUAAAACAACGACUAGUAAUUAAACGUUACUAAAAUAUUUUUGGGAAACUAACAUGAGUCAAUUUCCAUGUUCAGGUGUCUCUUAGCUGGAACGCUAAUGGGCUCUCAAAAAUUUAAAAUUAGUAAACAAAAUAAUUGCACCGACAAUAAUACCGACAAAGUAUUAAUGUUUUAUUUUUGUCGGUGUGUCCAAACGUUAUGUAAAUUUGUACCUAAACGUGUUAUUUUACUAGAGAUAUAGUGUACCCAAAGGGCGUAUUAAUUUAUACCCAAACGUGUUGCAUUUAAGGUUUAUUAAAUACCCAAACGUGCUGCGACCCACAAUACUGUGUGUAAUGUAGAAUCAUGCAAUUUGUAUAAAAACGUGUUUACGUGGCAAAACAGAAAAAAAGUACUAACCUUUCAAAGUGAUAUUAAAAUUUUUACUCGCCGUGAUAAUUAAUGACAACAACAUUGUCUGUACCUGGGUUUAACACAUUAAUAUUUAUAAUCCAAACGUUAUAUAUAUUGUGGAUAGUACCUUUUUUUCACAAUUAAAAACCGCUCUAACUUUUUCAAUAAAACUAAACUGACACGAGUAAAUUCCGUUUUCAUUAAAAUAUCACUAGAAUUUUGUGUUUUUGUUUGUUUUUAAAUUUCGAAAUAAAUAAACAAUUUUUUGGACACGAUAAUUGUCACGGGCAUAGAGUUCCGCAGGAAUUUCUCUAGGGAGGAGGCAAAGAUAACAUUAAAAAAAAGAGGUGAUACUGCUGAUCGAUAUGCCACUGUUGUGGGGGAGAAGUUGGGAAUGUAGGAUUCUAAAUGCAACAAAACAGAUCUCCUGUAUCUGUGUUGGAGUAUUAUUUCCGGUAAAAAACAUAAACCGUAACAAUUUCGAACAAUAAAAUCGAUAACGUCCCGGUGUGCCUGGUAUACAUCGAUUAUCUAUUUAUAUAUUAUCUGAUUUAUUGAUGAAUUAAAAAAAAAACUGGGGGUGGAUUUGUCCUGUAUCGCCCGUUUACCACCAUUAUUCGGGACGACCGUGAGAGCUCUUUUUAGGUCCGCGACCGCUCGCACUAGUCGCACUUAUUACGAUUUAACUUAAAUUUUUAAAUUUUGUAUUUUUACUGACGUUGUUAUAUUGUCUGUACCCAGUGUAAUUAUUUUAUACUUUCAGAUAUUUCCCGGGAAUGAGAUUCAUGUAUAUCUGAAAACUCGCAACUACAGUACGGUUACCGGCUAACGGACCGAGUUUGAUUAUUAUCAUUAAGCGACUCUCGCGGUUUUCUCGCACAUCAAAUCACAUUUCAAUACAAUGUUUACAUUAUGUACAAUUACGUACAACGGAUAUUUAACGACGAAGACAAUAUUGUUUUUAUUGUAUUAUAAAAUAUGUAUGCAAUAUAUUUACAAACGCACGCGUAUUUAUUCUAAUUCCGUGUGAUAUAAUUACGAUGUACAAUGUAUUCAACGAUUAUCGCCGACUAUAAUAUUAUAAUAUGCAAUUUUGUACAAGUAUCGCAGUGCCAUUGUAAAUUUGCACACGACACAUUGACAUAAUUUAUAUUAUAAUUUGUUUUACAAUAAUAAUUAUGUACGGUUUUGAUUAAUAUUAUAAUGUUAAUAUUGUUCGCGGCAUAAUAAUACAAAAUAAUAUAUAAACAUAUAAAUAUAUAUAUAUAUAUAUAUAUAUAUAUAUAGUGUCGGUAUAUACACGUUUAUUUUACAUCAUGAUGUAAAAAAAAAAAAUUAAUGUUAAAUAUUAUUAAAAAAAAAAAAAUAAUAAAAAAUAUAAACCAUGAUGAUAGCACGUUUCGAUAUAAAGUAUUUAAUAAUAUUAUUUAUACAUAAAAAUGACGAUAGAAAAAAAAAAAAACACAUACGUAUCUAUAAAUGUUUUUUGUUUGUUCGUUAAUACCUAACAGUACGCAUGCGUAUAUAGUCAUACACAAAUAAUACGCGAAAUACAUUAUAAUUUAUAUAAUAAAUAAAAUCAAUGCUAAAAAAAAAAAAAAUUAAUAAUAAUAAUUUAUCGUAUCGAAACGAGAAGUAAUACACAUAAUACAUAUAUUAUGCUGUAUAUGCGAAUAAAUAUGUAUAUAUAUAUAUAUGUACGAAUAAUUUAUUACACGACGUUACGUUUAAAAUCUUAAAUUAUUAUAGUUUGUUGAUGGGAAAGGGGGAAGGAGGUGGCUGGAAACGGCGGGAAAACAUUUCACCGUUUUCACGUCAUUACUUUGUCGAUCCACGGCACGAAACGCUGCACGUUCGUGUACACGCCGGGCAAGUGUUCGCGGCCGCAUCCGAUUCCCCACGACACCAAUCCGAUCAGCGUUUUCCGUCCGUCCAAAAUCGUAGUCAAUGGUCCGCCCGAGUCACCCUGUAUAC
Cinara cedri is the source of this 6400-nucleotide messenger RNA. Lineage: Eukaryota; Metazoa; Arthropoda; Insecta; Hemiptera; Aphididae. The record is from the annotation of a GenBank genome assembly.